Drosophila kikkawai is the source of this 1491-nucleotide messenger RNA. RefSeq names its product transmembrane protein sting (gene Sting). Gene Ontology annotation, biological process: positive regulation of type I interferon production; activation of innate immune response; autophagosome assembly. The record is from RefSeq and is a predicted model, not a curated record. Lineage: Eukaryota; Metazoa; Arthropoda; Insecta; Diptera; Drosophilidae. Gene Ontology annotation, molecular function: cyclic-di-GMP binding; 2',3'-cyclic GMP-AMP binding. Gene Ontology annotation, cellular component: endoplasmic reticulum membrane; autophagosome.
UUUGGUUGAAAUAGGGAGAUCCCAGGAACAUCUCACCAGUCUUCCGAAGAUCAUGAGAUCAUGCAGUCGCAAUGAGAAUAAUAAUCAGAAAAAUAAGUAGAGUGAAAUCCGAUUGAAGUCGAGUUUAAUCUUUGCAGCCAAGCUCUAUAACUUUAGCUUAUUCAGUUGUGUUCCGUCUCUGGCUGAGAACGAGUAUACACAAGUUGUUUAUACAAGGACGCUAAACACGAUAAGAAGCAAACUUAUUGCGAAUUCUUCAGACUGGUCUGGCAACCCGAAAGCUCCAUAUGGUCGAGGAAAUGGCAAUCUCAAACAAAGUCGACGAUGAGGAGGUGGGGCAAGUUAAGACGGUGAAGGGCAGCAAAUGUUUUUAUUUGAAAAAAAUGAUCGGAGAUUACAUAGACACCGCUGUUCGUAUCGUGGCUACCGUGUAUCUGGCAGACUUCCUGCAGCGCCUUUUCCUCUGCGGCGUGGAAUAUUGGCGCUAUGUCAACUACUAUUUGCCCGAGGAUCGGAUGCGGACGAUCCUGCGUCGGGGGUUCACGUACAGCAACAAAUCGGUCUACCUCUUGAUGGCCUUCGUUCUCGUGGGAUUCUCGCGGACAUCGAUGACCGGCGAUUUGAGAAGCGUUGUUCCCACAGCCGCGUUCUUGGUCUAUAUGCCACUCUACUGGAUGUUCAAUGAUCUGGGUCACAGCACCCUGACCUACUCAAAAUGGAUAAGGGAGCCGCACGGGCUGGACUAUGCGGAGGGCAUGGCCUCGAACUACUUCCACGGAUACCUUAAGCUGGCGCUGCCCGACCUCAAGGACGAUGGUCUCAAACAUCGGAUAGCGGUCUAUGAGGAUAAAAACAAUGUCACUUUUGGAAUCGACCGACUUGUUAUCCUUAUUCCGGACGAGAUGUGGGUCAAAGGCGUUCUCGAAAGUGAAUUGCUGGAAAAGGCUAAGCCUCUGGAGACGAGAUUUAUUAACCGAGCCGGCGUGGAGCGUCCGUUCAAGCACGACGUCUACAGGCUGAAUCGCCAAGUUAAUGGGAAGAAUUAUUAUUUUGCCAUUGAGGGAGCCACGCCCAUGUUGUCCUUCUACGACGCCAUGCAAUCCAACUUGUCGGCCACCUGGCAGAUGCGGGAGCUAAAGCGGGAGAUCUGGCUCAAGUUCGCCAAGCACUUAAAGGAGCUCAUUGCCAAGUGCCCGGAGACCCGAAACGAAGUGCAUCUCAUCGUGUACAGCUCGCACGAUAAGCAUGGCAAUCCCGUUGACGUUGGAGACAAGCUAAUCGAUUACAUGCGGAACAAAACUGAAACUAUUAAUAAGCGUGAGAGCUAAAAAGUGUGACAACGAGAUCAAGAAUAUCAUAGGAAACUGUCCUCCAAUUCGAACUAACUUCAUCAGAAUACGGAGCAUCAUUUUUUAUAUUUUUGUAACGUGCUGUACCUUAACCUACAACUAAUGAGAAUGUUGGUUGAUAUAAAAGCGAAUAACUAACAUA